Molecule: messenger RNA, 832 nt
Organism: Impatiens glandulifera
Lineage: Eukaryota; Viridiplantae; Streptophyta; Magnoliopsida; Ericales; Balsaminaceae
Product: NDR1/HIN1-like protein 1
Exons: 1
Coding region: 65-700 (211 amino acids)
Biological process (GO): defense response to other organism
Source: RefSeq, a predicted model, not a curated record
AAAAAUCCAAUACCACUACCACCACCACCACCGCUCGCCGGAAAAUAAAAAUAACCGUCAAAAAAUGUCCGCCGGCGAGAAGGAGUGCAGCCACCACAAAGGAAACAGAAACAAGAAAUUCCGGCGAAUCUUCUCCGGCUUCCUAAUCUUCUGUUUCAUAAUCCUCGUAAUCUUCCUCAUCAUAUUAGCCGUUCUUCAACCUCAUAAACCUCAAUUCAUAAUCCAAGAUGCAACGAUCUUCAAUUUCAACGUCUCUGCUCCGAAUCUCCUCUCAUCGAAUCUUCAAAUCACGGUUAUAUCUCAUAACCCUAACGAUAAGAUCGGGAUCUAUUACGAUAAGCUAGAUGCGUACGCUGUGUAUCAGAAUCAACAAAUUACUUAUUACAGUUCAAUUUCUCCUGUUUAUCAAGGUCAUAAGGAUACGAAUGUUUGGUCGCCGUUUCUGUAUGGCGUUGAUGUUCCGAUCUAUGAGAAUAAUGGAUUUGCACUUAAAGAGGAUCAGUCUACAGGUAGGAUUGAACUUUUGAUUAAAUUGGAUGGACGUGUUCGUUGGAAAGUUGGAGAAAUCACGACGUUGAAGUAUAAUAUUCAUGUUCGUUGUUUGGCGUAUAUAAAUUUCGGAAGUAGUGCUAAUGAAGGAAUCUUCGUCUCCUCUGUUGAGAAGUAUCAGAUUCAGAGGAGAUGCAGCGUCGGCGUUUGAUCGGAAUUUGGUUUCUCCGGUGGUUCUGUUAAUUCCUUUCUUUUACUUAAUACGUGAUUAUUAAUUGUAUAUUUUAAUUAAGUUAAGGAUUUUAUUUGAAAAUAAUGAUCCAAUAUAUUCAAAUAAACGGGU